Orussus abietinus is the source of this 2224-nucleotide messenger RNA. It is a transcript of the gene D2hgdh, whose product is annotated as D-2-hydroxyglutarate dehydrogenase, mitochondrial. The record is from RefSeq and is a predicted model, not a curated record. Gene Ontology annotation, molecular function: FAD binding; catalytic activity. Lineage: Eukaryota; Metazoa; Arthropoda; Insecta; Hymenoptera; Orussidae. The coding region runs from base 291 to 1880 and encodes 529 amino acids. The transcript is spliced from 9 exons. Gene Ontology annotation, cellular component: mitochondrion.
CCCAACUCAUCUCUGUUUGGGAUCCGUCCAUAUAUUCAUACGUCCAUGGUUUAUUUUACAUAUCAAGAGUAAUAAACAUGUGCUCUGAAAUUUUUUUUACCGCGUUGCGAGGAUCGCAAGGUCGUUCGCAGCGUGUAGUACGUGACCGACGUAAGGCGAGAACAUGCGAGAGGUUAUACCCCAAUAGAUAACUCAGUUGGCACAGCACUUGCCCAUCACCAGGAGGAGUUCAAAUUGAACCAUAUCCUUCAGAAUUUUUACGCCGAAAAAGUGUUGAAUACCGACUGAAAAUGAAUGGUACAGCCUUGAUGCUCCGAACCAUGAGAUCCAGGGACGUGAUAAGUUCAUUUAAUAAACUCCGAACAGAAGACGUCACGAAAAGACAGAGACCGCAUGUAAUCCUUUGUAACGCAUCCAUGUCGACUAAACCAGAAUUGACAUCGGUUAGAUACAAAGUUCAACGCGGGCCGUAUGCUUCAAUUUCUGACGCUCAUCUUCAACACUUUCAACAUCUUCUUGGUCACGAAAGAGUAAUCACUGAUUCGGAAGAAUGUGAGAGCUACAACAUAGAUUGGGCAAAUACGGUUAGAGGAGCCAGCAGAGUCGUCCUCAAGCCAAAAACUACUGAAGAAGUAUCAGCCAUAUUGCGGCAUUGCGAUAAGAAUAAGUUAGCAGUUUGCCCGCAAAGUGGAAAUACGGGUCUUGUCGGUGGCAGUGUCCCGAUUUUCGAUGAAAUUGUUAUUUCCAUGACUCUUAUGAAUAAAGUUUUGGAUGUGAAUCCAUUAACGGGUACAUUGGUCUGCGAAGCUGGCUGUAUUUUGGAAAAGUUGGAAAAUCACGUGGAGCAGUACGGCUUAAUUAUGCCCUUAGAUUUAGGUGCCAAAGGCAGUUGUUUAAUCGGUGGUUGCGUUUCAACUAAUGCUGGCGGUUUGCGAUUACUUCGAUAUGGAAAUCUUCACGGAACUGUCACAGGACUAGAAGCAGUUAAGGCAGAUGGAACAGUGAUCGACUGCUUGAACACAUUAAAAAAAGAUAAUACAGGGUAUCAUAUAAAACAUUUAUUUAUUGGUUCUGAAGGCACUUUGGGAAUAGUAACAAAAGUAGCUAUAAAAUGUCCACCACUUCCAAAGACAGUAAAUGUGGCAUUUUUAGGGUUAAACAGUUUCGAUGAUGUACUUAAACUUUAUAGCCUAGCAAAAGCAGAAUUGAGCGAGAUUCUAUCAGCGUGCGAAUUGAUAGACAGAAGAUCGUUAGAAGUUUGUAUCAACACGCUAGGUUUGCAGAAUCCUCUAGCAAUUGACAAUGAUGGAUAUAAUUUUUAUGUUUUACUUGAGACUUCAGGAAGCAAUUCUGCACAUGAUGAGGAAAAGCUUAAUAUCCUUCUCGAGAAAGCAUUGUCUAUGGAUGUAAUCGCCAAUGGCACAAUUGCAACUGAACCCACUAAGAUAAAAAAUUUGUGGGCACUUAGAGAAAGAAUCGCCGAAGGGGUGAUGCAUGACGGCUAUGUCUUCAAAUAUGACCUUUCAUUACCUGUCCAAGAAUUUUAUAAAAUAGUAGAGACUCUUCGGGAUCGCUUACGACAUUAUCCAAGCGUCAUCCGAAUAAGUGGAUAUGGUCAUCUAGGUGAUGGAAAUAUCCAUUUGCAAGUUUCUACGAAAAAUUAUGACAAGGAAAUCGCAUCUCAACUGGAGCCUUUUGUUUUCGAAUUCGUAUCCAAGUUACGUGGCAGUAUAAGCGCCGAGCAUGGAAUUGGAUUUAAAAAAACCCAGUUUUUGCACUUGAGCAAGGAUACGUCAGCGAUUGAGACUAUGCGUCAAUUAAAAAAAUUAAUGGAUCCUAAUGGAAUAUUGAAUCCUUAUAAAGUGCUGUACCCUUUUUAAUAUAUGGAAUUACACGUAGAAAAGCAACCUAUUAAACUGACAGAAAAAUCUGUAAAAUGUACCGAUUUUAUCUGUUAGGGGUUAAAUAGGGGCAGCAGAUUAUUUUUGUUAGCAUUACAGUCAAGUUUCUGUGACUCGAUUCCGUAAAGAUUACAGAUAACUAUCUGUAGAGAUUACAGAGAAGUAUUUGUAGGUGUUAUAGAUAAAGAUUUGUAAAUAUUACGGAUAAGUAAUUGUAAAGAUUACAACUUGACACAUGUAAAAAUAACAGAACAAUAUCCGUGAAGCUAACCGGAAAUUUUUGUAAAUGUUGCAAAUAAAAUUAUGUAAUAGUUACAGAUAUA